Lotus japonicus is the source of this 2742-nucleotide messenger RNA. RefSeq names its product acylamino-acid-releasing enzyme. Lineage: Eukaryota; Viridiplantae; Streptophyta; Magnoliopsida; Fabales; Fabaceae. Gene Ontology annotation, biological process: proteolysis. The record is from RefSeq and is a predicted model, not a curated record. Gene Ontology annotation, molecular function: protein binding; serine-type endopeptidase activity. The transcript is spliced from 18 exons. Bases 18 to 2528 code for a protein of 836 amino acids.
CCAGAGUGAAUGUGGAAAUGGAAUGCAGGAGCCCACUCUUGAGCAUCAGCACUCAUUCACACUGGUUUUUAGCGUCAACUCGCUUCCCCCAAUUUUAUUCUCUUCCUCUUCCAGUUCCUUUUAAGUAUCUAUCACCUUUCCCUUCCACGCUCAACGCAACAACCACACCAAAACCACUCUCUCUCAUCGCCAGAAGAUUCUCAGCCACGGCCAUGGAUAAUCCAAAAGGUCAAGAAUCCCCAUCGGUAUUGGAUGAAGAAGCAUUCGCACUUCCCUCUAAGUUACUUCAAGAAUUCACAUCCAUGUCCACCAUCGACAAGGCGUGGCUUUUCAAACCUGACACUCACAUUGGUGGUAAUGCUUCUACUCAGGGAAUGUUUUGCGUGAGUCAACCGAACCUUUUGGCCAACAAGAGAAGGAAGUUCAUUCUGUCGUCUACAAUUUCCAAACAAAGUGACAGUGGUUCCGUGGAAUUUGAGUGGGCUCCAUUCCCUGUUGAGAUGACUGGAGUCUCUGUGAUGGUCCCUUCUCCAUCUGCAUCCAAACUUUUAAUUGUUCGGAAUCCCGAAAGCGGAGAAGGUACUCCUUCCUGCUUCGAAAUUUGGACCUCCUCUCGUCUCGAAAAGGAGUUCCACAUCCCCCAAUCCAAGCACGCGUCAGUGUAUACUGAUGGAUGGUUUGAGGGAAUCUCUUGGAACUCGGAUGAAACACAUAUAGCGUAUGUUGCCGAAGAGCCAUCCCCUCCAAAGCCUGCAUUCAAUGAUUUGGGCUACAAGAAAGGUGGUUCUGAUGACAAGGAUUACGGUACCUGGAAAGGUCAAGGGGAUUGGGAGGAGGGCUGGGGAGAAACAUAUGCGGGGAAGAGGCAGCCUGCGCUUUUUGUCAUGAAUAUCACUAGUGGUGAGGUACAGGCUGUCAAAGGAAUCGACAAAUCCUUGAGUGUUGGGCAAGUUGUCUGGGCUCCAUCGAAUGAAGGCUCUGCUCAAUACUUGGUCUUUGUUGGAUGGUCUUUUGAGACAAGAAAACUUGGUAUUAAGUACUGCUAUAACAGGCCUUGUGCAGUAUAUGCUGUGAAAGCACCACACAAGUCAAAAGCUAAUGAAACUGAGAUUCAGUCUGUUGAAGAUGUCCAGGCGUUUAACCUAACUAGAACCAUAAGUAGCGCUUUCUUUCCACGGUUCAGCCCAGAUGGAAAGUUUCUUAUAUUUUUAUCUGCAAGAAGUUGUGUUGAUUCGGGAGCCCAUUCUGCUACAAAUUCACUGCAUAGAAUUGAUUGGCCUAGGGAUGUGGAACCUUAUCAAUCUGCAAAAGUUCAUGAUGUGAUUCCAGUUGUGCUGUGUGCUGAGGAUGGCAGCUUCCCUGGGCUUUACUGUUCAAGUAUCCUUAGUGAUCCAUGGCUUUCUGAUGGCUACACUUUGAUUAUACCCUCUAUCUGGCACAGCAGUCAAGUUUUACUUUCUGUCAAUGUGUUGAGUGGAGACACAUUACGUAUUACCCCUGCCGACUCAAAUUUCUCUUGGAGUCUCCUUACGUUGGAUGGGAACAAUAUUCUUGCUGUUUCAAGCAGUCCAGUAGAUGUUCCUCAAGUCAAGUAUGGAACCAUUGUUAAGAAGGCAGCUGAUAGUAAUGACUGGAGUUGGUCAGAUGUAUCAAAUCCUAUAUUUAAAUGCUCUGACCAGGUUAGAUCAUUGUUGUCCUCUCGUAUGUUCAGUGUAAUGAAGAUCUCAGUCAAGGAUGCUUCUGAAAGUACAACAAAAGGUGCUAGUAAACCUUAUGAGUCUAUAUUUGUGUCAUCAAAAACUAAGAAAAGUGACACAUGUGAUCCACUAAUUGUGGUCCUACAUGGAGGACCGCACUCUGUCUCAUUGUCAGGCUUUUCAAAGCCAUUGGCUUUUCUUUCUUCACUUGGAUAUAGCUUGUUGAUUGUAAACUACAGGGGUUCAUUAGGAUUUGGCGAGGAAGCCUUACAAUCUCUUCCUGGGAAAAUUGGAUCUCAGGAUGUGAAUGAUGUACUCACUGCUAUUGAUCAUGUUGUAAACUUGGGACUUGCCAGUCCAUCAAAGAUUGCGCUGCUUGGUGGUUCACAUGGUGGUUUUCUUACAACCCACUUGAUUGGCCAGGCACCGGAGAAGUUUGUUGCAGCAGCUGCUAGAAAUCCUGUUUGUAACCUUGGACUGAUGGUUGGUACAACUGAUAUUCCUGAUUGGUGCUUUGUGGAGACCUAUGGAACCAGUGGCAGAAAUAGGUUCACUGAAGCACCUUCAGCAGAGGAUCUGGCUCUGUUUUAUACCAAGUCUCCAAUUUCACACCUCUCAAAGGUAAGAACACCAACGCUUUUUCUAUUAGGUGCCCAAGAUCUUCGUGUUCCAAUUACGACCGGAUUGCAAUAUGCUCGGGCUUUAAAGGAGAAAGGAGUACAAGUUAAAGUCAUCGUAUUUCCCAAUGAUACUCAUGGAAUUGAAAGGCCACAAUCCGACUUUGAAAGCUUCCUUAACAUUGGGGUGUGGUUCAACAAGUAUUGCAAAUGAGCAGCAUUCCCAUUCCAGUGAUUGAAUCAUGUGACAUUCUGAAUAUCAGUGUUGAAGUAAACACAAAAGACACGAAGGGGUUGAAUUGUGUCUAAAAGUUUUCGCAUACUUUGAAUAUGUUGGAUGAUAGUAAAAAUCUUUGCUAAAAAACUUUUCAAUAAAACCCCUUGUUAAUUGCCGCGGAAUAAUAAUAACAAGUAAGUUUAAAGACCAA